Molecule: messenger RNA, 5241 nt
Organism: Apis florea (little honeybee)
Lineage: Eukaryota; Metazoa; Arthropoda; Insecta; Hymenoptera; Apidae
Gene: Prosap
Product: SH3 and multiple ankyrin repeat domains prosap
Cellular component (GO): postsynaptic membrane; dendritic spine; postsynaptic density
Molecular function (GO): synaptic receptor adaptor activity; ionotropic glutamate receptor binding
Source: RefSeq, a predicted model, not a curated record
CCACGCCACGAUCCCAUUUUUAAUUCGCAGCUCAAGUACAAAAGGCGCGUCUACAAGAUGCUGCACCUGGAUGAAAAACAGUUGAAGGCGAUGCACACGAGGACAAACUUGCGAAGGUUGCUGGAGUACGUGGCAAACAGCCAAGUGGAGAAGAUCGCCAAGAUGUGCAGCAAGGGUCUGGAUCCUAAUUUCCACUGCCAGGAAACCGGAGAGACUCCGCUCACGUUGGCCACCACGCUGAAGAAGCCCUCGAAGGUGAUAAUAGCACUGGUGAACGGUGGCGCGUUGCUCGAUUAUCGAACGAAGGAGGGCCUGACGGCGAUGCAUCGGGCCGUCGAGCGGAACAGCCUGGAAGCGGUGAAGACGUUGCUCGAGCUGGGCGCGAGCCCCAAUUACAAGGACACGAAGGGGUUGACGCCGCUCUACUACAGCGUCAUCUACAAAACCGACCCGAUGCUGUGCGAAACGUUGCUCCACGACCACGCGACCAUAGGCGCCCAGGAUUUGCAGGGAUGGCAGGAAGUGCACCAGGCCUGCCGCAACAACCUGGUCCAACACCUGGAUCACUUGCUUUUUUACGGCGCCGACAUGAACGCGCGUAACGCGUCCGGCAACACGCCGUUGCACGUUUGCGCGGUGAACAACACGGACUCCUCUUGCAUACGCCAGUUGCUGUUCAGAGGCGCGCAGAAGGACAGUCUGAAUUACGCGAACCAGACGCCCUACCAGGUUGCGGUGAUCGCUGGGAACAUGGAGCUGGCCGAGGUGAUCAAGAAUUAUCAGCCGGAAGAAGUUGUACCGUUUAAAGGGCCGCCACGCUACAACCCGAAACGGCGCUCGGUGGCGUUCGGAGGCACGAUGACCACCAGCUGCUCGGCCACUAACCUGGGCACCCUCACCAGGAUACCGUCCGCCGAACAGCAACACGCCGCUGGAGGAGGAGGAGGAGGAGGAGGAGGAGGAGGAGGAGGUAGCCUGACCAGAACGAUCUCGGUGGAGCAGUACGCGGUGACGAGAGUGCCGUCCGCCGAGCAAUACGCGACCAGAGUACCGUCCACGGAGCAAUACGCCGCCAGCCCGAAUACCGCGAGGGACCACCACCAAUACGCCGGUACGCUCACCAGAGUGCCGUCCGCCGACCAAUAUCCGACCGGCACCCUAACCAGAAUACCGUCCGCCGAGCAGUACGCGAACAGCGCCGCACGUGUACUACCACCACCGUCCAUCGAGGCAACGAGCAGGAACGAGCAGCUACAGCAGAGAAUAGCGCCGUCCGAGAACGGCCGAGGGAUCGCGGACUACCAGAGCCCCAAUUCGCUGAGGGAUCCUAACGCGAGAUUACCAGCGGAGAACUAUCAGAACGUAAGAAUGGAGGGGCUGACGAGGCUGCAAGAACACCGGCUCGAGCUUCAACACCGUCUCGACAUGCACAGAACUAUGGAGAUGCCGCCCUCGCCCUCGCCGAGCAGCAGGAGUCUAGCUCCUUUCAGCUCGGCCAGCUCGAGCCUGUCCGAGGGCAGCAAUCAACCGUCCGGCGAAGAUUCCGCCAGCAUCGUCACAGACAAGAGUCUCGGCGAUACAGCUUCCGACGUGAUUAGCGAUAGUUCAGGGGUGGGGACCUCGCAGUCGGACACUACCAAUUCCCUGUCGAUACCGGGGACCACGGUUGUCUGCGUCGAGAGUUAUAACAGCGGAAUACUAGGCCAUCUGAAUAUCAAUCAAGGAGAUAUCUUGGAAGUGACCGGGGCGACCGAUUGCGGCCUUCUCGAGGGUGUGCUUCGAGGACAGGGCACGGGUCUGUUCCCGGCGCACUGCGUGCAAGAGGUCAGGCUUCGCCACACCAACAUUCCAUUGGGCCCCCAGCCUGCGAGGGACGGCCGGAACAGGGUGUUGGGUCGUAGAGAAUCGCAACAUAAGUAUUUCGCUACCGCUCCUAGAUUGAAGAAACCAGUUACGUCGGAGCCACGCACCGUGGUCCUGCAUCGUUCGAGAAAGGGUUUCGGAUUCGUGUUACGAGGCGCCAAGGCGACCUCGCCUUUGAUGGAGUUGACGCCUUCGGCCAGGUACCCGGCCUUGCAGUACCUGGACGACGUGGAUCAAGGAGGAGUGGCGGAUCUGGCCGGUCUUCGAAAAGGGGAUUACCUUAUCCAAAUCAACGGCGAGGACGUGACAACGGCGUCGCACGAGCACGUAGUCGACUUGAUACGAAAAUCGGGGGAGUUGGUUCGUAUGACGGUGGUCUCGCCGGUGAUCAGCCUCCCGAACUCGCAAUCGGCUGCUCUUCUCCCAACUAGUCAACCGAUUCAGAGACAGUACGCGACCCUCCCCCGAAAAGGUAACAACAACGUGGCGAUCGGCGGCACGCUCGGCAGAUCGCCUGCCCCCAUGCCGCCCCGAAGGGAUCCAAAGACGACGCUGAGCGUUGGCCGGGCGCGAGCAAGAUCGAUGGUAGCUGGAUUAGAAGGUGGUGGGGAGAGAGACGAUCGCGACGAGAUCACGUCGACGGGUGCCAAAUCGAGUAGCGCGGAAUCGAUCCAUCUUCCCCAGCAGCCGUCCACCGGACCCAACACUGGGCAAAACACGCCGGUACAGCCGAGAACGGCCAGUAUUCGAUCGAGGCCUACCUCCAGUAGGAUCACUGCCGCGGAGCUGGAGGAACUAUUUCAGCGGCAGCAAGGUAGUGCCAGUGGUCAGUACAGCUCGUCCAUGAUGAGCUCUCACUUUCAAACUGGUCAAGCUACCAAGUCGCAUCCCUCCUCGCCCGCAAAGACCGGCAGGGUAUACGCGAGCGUAGCGGAAAUGAAACGCAAAGGCAAAUUGAACUCGAGGGUGCGAUUCUUCGGUGGAUUGGGCGGUGGUUCCGAUCUUCAUCGAGACUUUCACAGUACGCCGGACUUGAAUGUGCAGGUGCAGUCGUCUAUUUUAGCACCGAAAGGGCACAGAAGCCAAGAGGACGUGAACGCGUUGAAUGGAAGAAACGGGCUUCCACCACCGAACCAUCCGCCACCUCCGCCACCUGUCGGCCAAGUCGUCAAAGUAAACGUGGGCGCCAACGUGCCGGAUGUAGUCACACCGGCCUCUGUCUACGAUAACAUGGCUCACAUACAACAAGUCAAAGAGUUGGCAGCCGCGACAGUGGAUGGAAGUUACGGCGUGAUGUCGAGUUUCCGACCUUCGAACAGCGCGAAACUGUACGCCUCGCCGGAAGACAUGAAGACGGUUGGGUAUCGCUCCCGUAGCCUGCCGGCUCACACGACCCGUUGUCACGUGAGAAAGUCGCACAGCUUGCGCACUACCAACAACACCACGUUCAAACCGUUGAACAACCAGCAGAACGUGAGCAACGCGGUGAGCAACAACAACCAAGUGAACAACAAUCAGUCGGCCAACAACCAAUACGCCCAACCAUUGAAGACGAAUAGAAGUCACAGCACGAUCGGUAUCAGGGAGAGAAAGAAGAAGGGUAUCAGCACCAGUUCCUCGAUCACGAAUCUCUCGUCCGUGGCCAACAACAACGCCGGGAACACGGUGGUGACGUCGAGCGCGGCGCCACCUAUCCCAGAGCCGGAUUACAGCCUUUCCGAGUCGGAGAACGACGAGGGCGAGGAGGAGACGGACGACGACGGGGAAUCGGAGAUCGCGAAGGAAUUGGAGAAAGCGGCCGCGAGGGAGAAGUUGGAAUCCACUCGAGAAACGUCGGGCAACUCGAACACUUCCGGCUCGAGCUCGUCCGGUAGCAGUUCGUUGCCCCACUCUUUCAGCGUGGAAGAGAUUCAGAAGGUGAGGACGCAGUUGAAGUCUUCGAAAAGUCAUCCGAACGAUUUUCUGCUGCAACAAACCCAGCAAUCCCUGGCCGAGGAUGGUGACAAUAGCUCGAGUGGGGUGAGCUCCGAUCAAGACGUGCCGGUAGGCCCGCCGACGGGUUUCGACGACACCACCGCGAGAAAUCUUGCCAACGAGGCCGCACAGCAUCCUGCCACGGUACUCUCCGUGACCAGUGUCGAAAAGGAGGCCAAUCCGAAGAGGACGAGCUACGGUGGCAGUGGAUUAUUGACGCGACACGCUGUCAGCUUGGCCCAAUUACCACCACCGAUCGAGGCGGAUGCCGAGGAGCAGAGCAACGACCUGUUCGUACCACCGCCACCGGAGUUCAACGCGGGACCGUCUGCCGGGAACGGGGACGAGUUGGUAUUUGCCCCACCACCUCAAUUCUGCGACAACAAACAGCAAGCGCAACAACAACAACAACAACAGCAACAACAACCGCAACAGAAUCGCGUUAAGAUCAUCGGGGCGAUACCGAAAGUUAGCAACAAUCAAGUAAAAGCUUCCGGCGGACGAUUGCAUAAUCAGUGAGGAAAUAAUGGUUGCGAACGAUCGCCGAUGAACGGACGCGUUCGGGUCCCGUGAUCGUUGGUUCGAUCACGAUCUGUCAGAGUCAAUUUAAUCUUUCCGUAAUUAAAUCUUUUUCUCCAUCCGAGAUAAUUGUGCACACAGCGCGUGACGUAUACUGAAUAUCAUCUGUUCCGUCAUUCGGCCGAAAACGAGUUAAACGAAAACCUAUACGCACGAUGCGAUUAUUUGCAAUACAAUUUUUUCACCAAUAAUAUUUGUGGGGCAAUUUUUUUUAACGAAACAAACAAACGCGCGCGUCGUCCCUAUCGCAACUUUGACCCAUAUUUCGAUCGAGCGUCGUUUCGCCGUUGCUCUGUCAAGCGUCUGCGGUAGCCAAGUGAACGAUGUAUUCAGUGAAUUUUUACCGUAAAACUUAGAAUAUGAAUCGUACGAACCGCAGAUACGUUUAGAUUUAAAAAGUCGUGCGUGCAAUGCUUUCUACUUGCGAAAUGAUAUAGAACCACAUUCGUAAAUGUCAAAAUACUAUAAAUGUCUCGUGGAAUGGCCUAAGAGGUGAACGAGAGAAAAAAAGAUCUAUAUACCGUACUGUAGUUCGUAAUUAGAGAGAAAAAAAAAAGUAUGCGAGUAACACUGAGAGAGAGAGAGAGAGAGAGAGAGAGGCAGAGACACAGAAUAAAAAACAAAAAAGUAAGAAUAGUUAUAUGAGAUGCGUGUGCAUGUAUGCGAAUGUGCGUGUGUGUAAGAAACGUAGAGAAUGAAUGUAUAGCGUAUAUCGGUUUGUUUUUCAUAUUUCUAAAGAAGUACGACGCGUGUUUAAUACUUUUACAUGUAACGAUCUUUAUCCUUAAAUGCCAUCAACUUCUCUCAUUCCAUCGUAUAAGAACA